AUGCAUGCACUCGUGGUAGCCGGCGCCGCAAUCGUAGGUGGACGUGUCCGGCUCGGGGGGGAGGCCCGAGGGGGGCUGGCCCGAGGGCGGCGGCAGCUCCACGGGGCAGCCCCUGCCCGCGUGCCUGCAGCACCAGAGCUUCUUGGCCCCGCUCCAGCCGCGCACCCACUGCAGCGGGUCCAGGUCGUUGUACCCCGCGUUGCAGUCAUGGGGCACGGCGUCGUGGUGGGCGCCGGCGGGGCCAGGGGCGGCGGGGGAGGGGGUGGCAGGGGCGGGGGCGGCGGCGGCUGCUGCUGCUGCGGCGGCGGGGUCGUCGGGCACCCCUUCCCGACCUUCUCGCAGCACCACGCCCUCUUGCCAGUCGUCCAAGUUCGCUGGGCGGCCAUGGAGCAAUCGUACGACAGCUUGGAGCUGACCAGCUCCGGCGUCGGCAAGAAGGGGGCUUGGAUGGGGGCAACAGUCGUCGUUGAGGUGUCCACCGCCGGGACGAGCAGCCACCAUGCCAAUAGGAGCAGCAGCAGGGGCAAGGCGCAGAGCCCCGUGCACACCACGCAGCUCGGGCCCCGCUGGGGCAUCGUCACGAGGCCCCACUGCCCGGCGCCACGGCCGAUGAACCUGAACGUUUGUUGCAGCACGUAG
Messenger RNA from Prorocentrum cordatum, 639 nucleotides. NCBI's taxonomy places the organism in Eukaryota, Dinophyceae, Prorocentrales, Prorocentraceae. The record is from the annotation of a GenBank genome assembly.